AUGUCCUUCAAGGAGCAGGCCGUGGCUGUCUCCAGCUGUCUCCAGCAGUCUGCAGGGAAGUUCUUCAGCCUGGCUUCCGUCCUUGCAAAGGAGCUGCUGAACGGUCAGCAAGUGGUCUGCGUCCGCGCUGAAGACAUCAAUAUCUCUGGAUCGUUGUACCGAAACAAGCUGAAGUACGCCAACUUCAGGAGGAAACACAUGAACACCAAUCCUCGUCAAGGACCCUUCCACUUUCGAUCUCCUGCCAAGAUCCUGUGGCGCACCAUCCGCGGCAUGGUACCACACAAGACUGCCCGCGGCGCAGCCGCACUGGACAAGCUGAAGACCUUUGAGGGCAUUCCCCACCCAUACGACCGCAAGAAGAGAAUGGUGGUGCCCAGCUGCCUGAAGGUCCUGCGCUUGCGCCCGGAACGUCGCUUCUGCCGCCUGGGCGACCUCUCCAAGGAGGUGGGCUGGAAGCAUGGUGCCCUCAUCCAGCGCUUGGAGUCUCAGCGCAAGGUGAAGAGUGAAGCCUUCUACAAGAAGAAGACCGCAAGCCUUCGCGCCAAGAACGAGGCCAAGAAGGCUGUGAAGCUCUCUGCGGAUGAGAUGAAGGUCCUGGAAUCUGCCGGCUAUGCCUGCUUGGCAUCGGUCCUGGCCAAGGAGUUGCUGAAUGGUCAGCCUGGCAGCCCAGUCGCGGUGGUGCUGCCCUGCACCAGGCAAGUGGUCUGCGUCCGCGCUGAAGACAUCAAUAUCUCUGGAUCGUUGUACCGAAACAAGCUGAAGUAUGCCAACUUCAGGAGGAAACACAUGAACACCAAUCCUCGUCAAGGACCCUUCCACUUUCGAUCUCCUGCCAAGAUCCUGUGGCGCACCAUCCGCGGCAUGGUCCCCCACAAGACUGCCCGCGGUGCAGCUGCACUUGACAAGCUGAAGACCUUCGAGGGCAUUCCUCAUCCCUAUGACCGUAAGAAGCGCAUGGUGGUGCCCAGCUGCCUGAAGGUCCUGCGCCUGCGCCCGGAACGUCGCUUCUGCCGUCUGGGCGACCUCUCCAAGGAGGUGGGCUGGAAGCACGGGGCACUCAUCCAGCGCUUGGAGUCGCAGCGAAAGGUGAAGAGUGAAGCCUUCUACAAGAAGAAGACCGCAAGCUUGCGCGCCAAGAACGAGGCCAAGAAGGCCGUGAAGCUGUCUGCAGAUGAGAUGAAGGUCUUGGAGUCUGCAGGAUACGCUUGA
Cladocopium goreaui is the source of this 1212-nucleotide messenger RNA. The record is from the annotation of a GenBank genome assembly. NCBI's taxonomy places the organism in Eukaryota, Dinophyceae, Suessiales, Symbiodiniaceae.